AUGUCGUCAUCUGGAAAUGCUGCGUCACAUGAAGUCUGUGCAGCAUCAUCCCCAGCACCAGAGGCCGAACCCCUGAGGCUCGUCCUGCUGGGGAGGACGGGGAGAGGCCGGAGUUCCUCGGGCAACACCAUCCUGGGCAGGUCGGCGUUCUGGGCCAACGUGUCCCCCUCUUCUGUGACCUCACAAUGCAAGAAGGAGACUGGGACAGUGCACGGGCGCAGCGUGUCUGUGAUCGACACCCCGGGGUUCCUCCACACCCGGCUCCCCCCUCAGGAGGUCAUGGCGGAGGUGGGGCGCUCUGUCCUCCUGUCCUCUCCAGGGCCUCAUGCCUUCUUAGUAACCCUGCAGCCCUGCAGGUUCACAAAAGAGGAGAGGGACACCCUGGAGUGGAUCAAGGCUGCGUUUGGUCCUGAGGUCUGCAGGUUCACCGUGGUGCUGUUCACCGGGGGGGACCAGCUGCAGGGAAGACACACCGGAGACUUCCUGAAGGAGAGCAAGGAGCUGCUGGAGUUUGUCAGCAGCUGCCGUGGAGGGUAUCAUGUCUUCGAUAACAGGGACAAGACAACAGAGUCACCACAGGUGGAGCAGCUGCUGAAGAAGGUGGACAAGAUGGUGGAGGACAAUGGAGGCGGUUGCUACAGCAACGGGAUGUUUAGGGAGGCAGAGAAGGUGAUCAAGGACGCACGAGAGAGGAUUCUGGGAGGACAACUACUGGGGUCUCCUCAGAAGUUUGCGGAGGUCAAAGAGGAGCAGGGACUAGAGUUAGAGAGGAGGAGGAGGAGGGAGGAGGAAGAGGCGAGGAAGAGGGAGGAGGAAGAGGCCAGGAAGAGGGAGGAGGGACUUUUCUGGUGCGAGCUGGUGACUGCGGUGGGGAAGGGAGCUGCAGAGGGGGCAGGAAUCAUGGGGGAGGACGAGGGGAAAGGGAAGGUCGUGAAGAAGGUGAAGGUGAUGGAGAGGGCAGCGGCUCUGGCAGCGUCGCCGCUCUCCAUCACCUCUGCUGCCAAGGUGGUGGGGGGGGCCGUGAGGGAGGGAAGCAAGGUGUUGUACAAGCACCGGAAAACGUUCCUGCACUGA
Molecule: messenger RNA, 1074 nt
Organism: Limanda limanda (common dab)
Lineage: Eukaryota; Metazoa; Chordata; Actinopteri; Pleuronectiformes; Pleuronectidae
Product: GTPase IMAP family member 9-like
Exons: 2
Coding region: 1-1074 (357 amino acids)
Molecular function (GO): GTP binding
Source: RefSeq, a predicted model, not a curated record